AAUUAAUAUCAGUCAUAUAGAUAUAGUCACUUUGAUGCUUCUCUCUACCUUAUUUCCUUGUGAAGAUUCAUCUCUCCUCUUCUUCUUAUUUUGUUGUUGCAGAUACUAGUCACACACUUGUUCAAGCUGGGAACUAACAUAAAACUAUAGAGAAUGGAUGCAAACCAGUGGCGAUCGAAGAAGAAAAUAGAAUCUGCAGCAGAAACACUUCAAGUUUCUUCUAGAAGAAACAUCAAACCACAGGCACGUACUGUUCCUCAAGUAAAUGGAGGAACUAGACCCGAGAGAGCUCGAAAAAGUCUAAACGAGAAGCUAGAAACUGUAGCCUUAAACUCUCCCAAGAAAGAUUCUCGUGUGAAUCUCUACGGCGACAAAGAUGUAGCUGAUGAGAUUUUCUUGAAAGAUGAAGAAAUGAGUCUUGAAACUGGGUUGUUGGAUGGAGAUUCAUCUCCCUUUUGUGAUAAGCUCCUCCAGCGAAUGGAGCUUCUUGGGAGAGAUCACGAGGCAAAGAGACUCGAUCACCACAACAACAUUAGCUCAAGACAAGAUGAAUCUGCGUUUGAUGAUGUGAUCGAGAUGAAGAGAAAGAUUCACACGUUAACCGCUGAGAACACUCAGCUCAAGAAGUCUCUUGUGGCGAAAGAAGAGCUCGCGGUAAGCCUACAAGAGCGUAAGCAUCAGGUGGAAUCAGAGUUCGAAGCGCUGAUGACGAGAUUAGACUCAACGGAGAAAGAGAACGCGUUCUUGAGAUACGAGUACACGGUUCUUGAAAAGGAUCUCGAAGUAAAAACAGAGGAAACAGAGUAUACUCGCAAGUCUAUGGAGCUAACGCAUAAACAGCAGCUCAGGAACGUGAACAAGAUCGUGGAGCUCGAAGGUGAGUGCAAAAGACUAAGACUUCUGUUUCGUAAGAAGUUUCCUGAUAGGUCAAUCUCCUCGGUGAGGAACGAAGGGGAAGAGAUGAAAAGAAGAAACGCGAACAAUAAGAGCGAUCUGAUGAUGAGAGAUGAAGCUCAGAGCCGGAAGCUUAAGUACGAUCUGUUGAUGGAGCAGAUAGGUAACGUUAGAGCAGAGAACAAGAACCUGAUGGACAUUAUUAUGAGGAAAAACAUGGAGAUUAAAGAUCUUAGCCGCGGGCAGAAACCGUUGAGCGCUUCUAGUGAGAGUAGUGUCAUUAGCCCUUCUGGUUCAAAGGAGAUGAAGUUGCUUAUGGAUGACUUUAAUGAGAUGGAGAAGUUAGCUAUUGUUUGUACUGAGAAAGCUUCGAGAGAGGAUGAUGAUGAUGAGAAAGACGACGGGUCUUUCGAUUGGAUUCAAGUUGUUUUGAGUGCUGUAUCAAAGCAAGAGAGGAUAUCGAAACGCGGUGUUAAAGAUUUGUUACAAGACAUCAAGAUUGCUUUGGGAUGUAUGGAUGAUGAUGAUCCUCUCUGCCUCACAUGGAAAUCUAAUGUGGAAUCAGGUCCAAUGACAAAGGAUGAGAUCAAGAGACAUUUGGGUCUAACAGCAGCGGAUAAAGUUGAAACCGAACUGAGAGGUAAGCUUCAGGAAGCUGAGGCAAAGAUCAGGAGCUUAGAGGGAGAGGUCAAAAAGUUGAGAGAGAGUAUGGAGAAGGUAGAGGGUGAGAUGGAAGCUGAGAAAUCGAUGAAGGAAGAUCUUGAUACAAAGCUACACAUAGCUGAAGCUAAGCUCAACGAGACGCAAAAGAAACUGUCUUCUCUUGAAGUAGAGUUUGAUUACAGAAAGAGUUGCUGUGAAGAACUCGAAGGGACGUGCAUCGAGCUUCAGCUUCAGUUAGAAAGUGUUGAAACAAAGAAACCAAUGCAGAGGAACAGAAGCGUGAGUAGAAAGGGAUGGGAUAUUGCAGCAGCUUCUGUGAAGUUAUCAGAGUGUCAAGAAACAAUAACUAAUUUAAGGAAGCAACUAAGAGCUUUAUCGACAACAGAAACAAACAACAAUGUGAAAUUUCUACACAAAAGACCUUCUCUCCGGGAAAGUAUUGAAGACUCAACGGGAAAAGACUCAUCAUCUUACAAAGCAGAGGAUGAUAAUAACAAUGUCACUCAUGAUGGUAGUAACAAUAACAACGCCUUGAUCGUGUACGAACCAGUGGAGGCGAAAGGUGAGAAGAUGGUUCCAAGAAAGAAGCAAGGGGUAGGGUUCUUGAAGAGGCUGUUGUUCAGGAAGAAAAGAGUGAGCAGCAAGAAAUAUCUUGCCUUGACUAUGUGAUGAAUAAAUUAAAAGAGAAAAGGGUUCUUACAAGGGCUUUGGUUUGUGUUUGUGUAUAUAUUGGGUGACUAAUGAUCUGUGUGUGUAUGCUUUGUGUUUCUGAGAUGUGAUGAGUGUAUACUCUUUCUGAUUUUGAUAAUAAAACGAAACUAGAUCUUGACCUUGA
This is a messenger RNA of Raphanus sativus (radish), 2392 nucleotides long. RefSeq names its product filament-like plant protein 7. Bases 154 to 2226 code for a protein of 690 amino acids. The transcript has 5 exons. The record is from RefSeq and is a predicted model, not a curated record. NCBI's taxonomy places the organism in Eukaryota, Viridiplantae, Streptophyta, Magnoliopsida, Brassicales, Brassicaceae.